AUGAUAUCGGAGCAAACGACAAUUGUGCCACAGGACUAUCCGGAGCCUGUGGCGACCGAGAACUACAUCAUUCCCACGCUAGGACUUCACCACGGAUCGUUCGUGUUCUCCUAUCUCUCCACGUUCCUGUCCUACAUUACACCCUACGAUCUGCCUGUAGUCUACUGCAUUCUAGAGCUGCUGCGCGAUGCGUUCCACACGAAGGUGUCCUUCCUUCAGCUCAUCCUUGAGGCACUGAAGGUGGAAUCGGGCUACAUCUGCUUGAUAGCGAUCUUCUUUCUGAUCUCGCUCAUUCCACUCUGUUACACGAUCGCGUGGGGCUGCGCGAAAGAGCCGGACGAUGAUCUCAAUCCGGGUCCGACGGUGGACGCCAUCAUUCAGGCGGAAGAACUUUCCCUCGAGGAAUCGCUGCACUGUCGGAGAAGUUUUCUCUGGUUCAUGUUGCAGGUCAUCAUUCUUCUGCUAAUUGCCGGUGUGAUAGCAAUGUUUGUCACCAACGAACAGAUAGCGUCGGCCAUCGAUCAGACGCCAGAUAUAGUGCGUUCGUCGAUGCUGGACGCGGCCACCUUCCUGCACGACGCCGAAGCUCAGAUCCGGUUCGUGAUAACCGAGGGUCUGGCGACGGCAACCGAGCGCAUCCGUCAGGACCUGGACGGUGUGGACAAGCUGCUGGGCGAACCGAUUCAGCACCACCUGGCGCUGUUUACCGGUAUCGACAUCAUAUUCGAGUCGAUCAUCGAUAUCAGUACGAGCAGCAGUAACUUGUCGCGUCGCAUCCAUCUGCUGCAGGAUGCUCUGGCGAGGGCGGCCAAAAUCUCGUACGAGGCCGAGUACCGGUUGGACGAGCUGCAGAUACAGUUGUCGGUGCUACAACGACAGUGCACCUUUCGCGAUCGGCCUCUUUGUGAUACCUUGCGUAUCAGAAACUUUGAGGACACGGGGUUGAUCGAGCGGUUAAGGAAGUUGCAGGGCGACAAAACGCUCGCCAAAUUGAUGGCGAUGGGUGAGGCGGGAAAGAACAGCAGUAUGCACGCCCUGACACAUGAGCUCACGGCGGCGAGGUCCAUCUUUCGAGGGUAUGCGGCAGAUGUACGGAAUGCCACUGAGGACGCUGCCGACCGUAUCCAGGAGCACCUAGAGGAGCUCGUCAACGAGACGCACGCGAGUGUGGCCAUCCUCACGGAGACAGUGGGAGCGCUGGUGGCCAGAGUAAACCGGACGGCAAACUUCUCCGACAGCUUCUUCGAUCGGUACCGCGAAAUCGGGGCGAUUUUGUGGUUGUCUGGACUGGCCGCAACCAUUAUGACGUUGCUCGUUACGCUGAUCCUCCUGAGUGCGCUCAGCUGUGGUUGUUGUCACGCGGACAGUAAAGCCGGAAUCACGCUGAUUCUCGGUGCGGUGUGCAUCUGUAUUGCCAGCUUGGCGUUGUCUGGGUUCGCCAUGCUCGAGAUGUUAUUGGGAGCCCACGGGCAGGUGUUCAUCUGCCAUCCGUUGUACAACGAACCAAGCUAUACCGUGCUUCAGAAGUUGAUCGACAAACCGGGUUUGAUAUACCCGAAGGAACCUCAGCAUGGGAUCAUCGGAGAGCUGCUACGUCAGGCCAGUCCUAACGGCACUCAGUGGCCCCGUCCUGUGCAAGUAUCGCUCUCGAGUGCUCUCAACGAGUGUGAGCAGGGUCGUGGAUCAUUCGCCACCUUCCAGCUGGAUGGACUGGUCAACCUGUCCUCCACCUCUUCAGCGGAUCAUCGCCAAUGGUCAGGAUUAACCGGAGCGAUCGAAGGUAUCGGAGCGGGUGAGGAACCGUUCGUAGGUUUCACCGUGCGCAUCCAAACCAUCCUCGAGGAUAUGCUAACCGAUUCCGACCUCAAUCUCACCGGGACGCGCAUGGAGCUGACGCAACUCUCACCCGACAAAGACGUGCUCACGUUCAUCGACCAGCUGCAGCGCGUUUCAGCCCAAAUCCAGGAUGUAGCCACCUCGAGUCGCAUGACCACGCUCGGUUCUCGAGCCAAACGGCUGCAGCUGUCCCUGCUCGUGCCGCUCGAACAACUCCGCGGUGACAUCGUGUACCACUUGACGGCGCUGGAGCUUCAACUCUCCCCCUGGGCGACGCAGGUCAACAAGAGUCUCUCGCAUCUCCGCAGUGCCCAGGCAUUCCUCGACGGUGAAGCGGCCGAAAUCUGCUUCAACCGAAGCGAUCUCUACCGAGCGCGGCUCCGGGCGCACCUGGACGCCUACCGGAACUAUACGACCGUCGUGCUGCAUGACCGUUGUGCCAGCUGUCGACCGCUGUUCGACAUCUUCGAUGCACUGCGCAUGCUCUUCUGUCACCACAUCAUGGAUCCGAUGAACGGACUCUGGUUUUCCAGCUUCCUGUGCCUCUUCCUGUGGGCCGCAGCGACACCCCUUUCGUUGAUACUAUCCUCCACCUAUCGCCGGUUGGAGAUACUCUCCAGCAAGCUUCAGCAUUCCAACAGCAAUCGGUACAACUCUAGGACUUCCGUUCAACGUGAAGAUCAACGGGAGUCGAGCCACUGGUCAACGCAACGAUCCGUCUCGGUGCACGUGAACGCGAUGGCGGAGUCCAGCACCGACGAGGAGUACAUCGGACCCGGCGAGUCGUCGGACGAUGUCGCGAACGCCGAGGACGAGGAUGGCGCCGUCGUUAUUGAGUACAUCGAGCUGCAGUACGAGAACGGUGAUCCCCUGGACUAUCACGAGAGUUUGAUAUGAUCGUGCUGGCGUGAAGAGGUGACGAACGAGUGCGC
Anopheles coustani is the source of this 2768-nucleotide messenger RNA. RefSeq names its product prominin-1 (gene prom). NCBI's taxonomy places the organism in Eukaryota, Metazoa, Arthropoda, Insecta, Diptera, Culicidae. Gene Ontology annotation, cellular component: membrane. Bases 1 to 2733 code for a protein of 910 amino acids. The record is from RefSeq and is a predicted model, not a curated record. The transcript has 7 exons.